This is a messenger RNA of Vitis riparia (riverbank grape), 1529 nucleotides long. RefSeq names its product BURP domain protein RD22-like. The coding region runs from base 189 to 1274 and encodes 361 amino acids. The record is from RefSeq and is a predicted model, not a curated record. NCBI's taxonomy places the organism in Eukaryota, Viridiplantae, Streptophyta, Magnoliopsida, Vitales, Vitaceae. The transcript has 3 exons.
UUAACUUCCAACUUUACAUACACCGAGCAUAUCAUAAAGCAUGCACUACGUUACUAUUUUGCAGGAAAAAUAUUAGACAUGUUCUCUAUUUUGGAAGAUCAAGAAAAAGCCCAGAUGAAACUAUUCUUUACUGAGCAAUUUCAAAAUAUUUUUCUGAAAAUAUUGAAAAAAACAAUAUGCAAAUUUAAAUGGACGGAGUUGGCAACAUGCAUCUUCAUCUUUUUUAUUUUAAGUCAUCGUAUAUAUUUGCUAAUGCUAGCUCAUUUCUUCUUGUAACUGAAUUAUGGCCGCUUGGGGUGGUGGAAAGCCAUGCUUCUCUGCGAUCUGAGCUUUACUGGCCCUUGCUAACGCUAACAGCGGGUGAUUCCGAUCUACCUUCUGAAAUUUACUGGAAUUCCGUGCUUCCAAACACUCCGAUGCCUCAAGCUGUGAAGAAAAGCCUACGCCCAGAAGAAAGCACUGGUGUAGAAAUUGGGAAAGGGACUGAUAUAGGCGCCAGCAAAGGAGGAGUGUCUGUGAGCACAGGCCACGAGGAAAAGCCUGUGUAUGUUGGAGUAACGAAAUCGCAAAAACCUAAUUUCUUUUACAGGUAUGCUGCUACUGAAGAUCAACUUCAUGCUGAUCCAAGCGUGGCUCUAUUCUUCUUGGAAAAGGACAUGCGUCUUGGCACAAAGAUGAACUUGGACUUCAUGAAAAAUACAAACGAAGCCACCUUCUUGCCUCACCAAGUUGCCACUUCAAUACCCUUCUCAUCAGACAAGUUGCCCGAAAUUUUGGACCAAUUAUCUGUGAAACCAGAAUCAGUAGAAGCUGAGACAAUUAAGAAUACUAUUAUAGAUUGUGAGAGACCUGGAAUUAAAGGAGAGGAAAAGUAUUGUGCAACCUCAUUAGAAUCCAUGAUUGAUUUCAGCACCUCAAAGCUGGGGAAUAAGGGUGUUAAGGCAGUUUCCACAGAGGUAGAAAACAAGUCCCAGACGCUGUACAGAAUUGCAGCUGGUGUGGAGAAGAUGGGAGGUGACGUUUCUGUGGUGUGCCAUAAAAUGGUGUAUGCAUAUGCAGUGUUUUACUGUCACAAGAUCGCUGCCACAAGGGCUUAUAUGGUUCCCCUGGUGGGCAGGGAUGGGACAAAAGCGAAAGCAGUUGCAUUGUGUCACACAAAUACAAAGGAAUGGAACCCCAAGCAUUUGGCCUUUCAACUGCUCAAAGUCAAGCCAGGAGUUCCCAUCUGCCAUUUCCUUACUCAGGAUCAGAUCAUCUGGGUGGUUUCAAAAUAGAAAUGCAGGGGCAAUAAAUGAAUAAAGAAAAUAAUCCAUCUUUAGUACCUCGAUCGGUAAUGUAAUGAACUUAUGAGUUAUGAGUUGUUUGCUGCCACGCUCGCCCUAAUGUAUUAUGUUUGUAUGUAACUAUGUAUGCGUGUGGGAUAUUGUAUAUAUGAUCUGGUGUGCUUUGGAACAAGGGACAUGCAUGGAGCCCAGUGUUUAUAAAAUAAUUAAUCAAGUUGGAUGGAAUCCUUUAUCAUCCUUUAUCUU